This is a messenger RNA of Lentinula edodes (shiitake mushroom), 657 nucleotides long. Its product is annotated as cell morphogenesis protein N-terminal. The record is from RefSeq and is a predicted model, not a curated record. Lineage: Eukaryota; Fungi; Basidiomycota; Agaricomycetes; Agaricales; Omphalotaceae. The transcript has a single exon. The annotation marks the transcript as partial.
GAUCAUCUCGAGCCCUUUAUCUAUAUCGUUCAUUUCGUUCUUUCACGGCAUUUUGAAUUCGGAAGAGACUUAUGUUUUGAGCUUAUACAAGAAUCGUCCAUCAAUUCGGCUUAUCAGACUAAAGGAGGAAGUCUUGCUCAUACCUUCGCAUCCAAACGGCCAUUGAUUGCCACUCAAGCUAUUCUAAUGACAUUGCAUGGCAUGGAAAGGGACUCUUCAACACCUAGCUGGCUGACCACUGUUGACUUUUUUGAACCUUCUUGUUGGUCCGACUAUCCUACUUCGUCCGAUAUCCUCCCUGCGUCCAUCUUAUUGCGUCCCGGAAUGCAAGACUUUUUUGAUAGAUAUGGUUCCGCGCUUGCCAAUAUUGCUAGUGCGUGUGGGAAUGGUGUUGGUCGAAUGUCGAUCUUCGACGAACAAUGGUCCUGGGCACGUUUGAACCCUUCUUAUGAAGAGUCGCACAAUUAUAUUAGGCAAAAACGCCUCGAGGUUGGAAACGUAGGGUAUCCGACGAAUUUGAUAUCCCAAAUCAACCUCUUGCAGACUUGCUUCAUGUCAUGGCCGAGGUGUCACCAUCCUUCCUUGCCUGUAGCCGAAGACGUUGACAUGCUUUUGCAAGGCGUAGUCCAUGUGGAACCAUCCAUUGGGGAUGUUGCA